AUGUGUCUACCAUGGAAUACCGACAAAACAGAUAAUGGAGAACAGGAUGUACAAGUAGGAAUAUGCCAGAUAGCGGUCCUUAUAUUUCGUAUGUUUCGCAAUAUGGAGAGGAAAUGGGUCAAAUAUGGUCACGUACUUUUACAUACCUUGACGUUAGUGUUUUCAAUAGUCGCUCUAGUAGCGGUGAUUUCCUUCAAGAAUGACCGAAAGAAGCCUCUUGCCAAUUUUUUUACAACUCAUAGUUGGAUAGGCCUGUUGGUCUUGGCUUGCUAUCUUGUGCAGUAUGUCUUUGGCGUUAUUUAUUUCCUGCUGCCGGAAUCAAUGGUAUCCCAAGCUAAACGCAAACAAUUCUUACCUUUCCAUCGCUUCUUUGGCGCCGCGGCUUAUUUAACUUCAUUGGUUUCCGUUUCAACUGGUGCUUUUGACCAUUUAGUGCUAUUUUAUCAAAACUAUUCUGACAUUGGAUUAGCACCGAGAAUGGGAAAUACCAUGGCUAUCCUGGUUAUCAUUGUAGGCUUUUUGGCAGGAUAUUUACUUGUUAAUCGUUCAUUCAAAUCAUCACCACCGAAACCACCCACGUAUAAUCCUGGAGUUUUCUAA
Trichoplax adhaerens is the source of this 600-nucleotide messenger RNA. RefSeq lists its product as uncharacterized. Lineage: Eukaryota; Metazoa; Placozoa; Uniplacotomia; Trichoplacea; Trichoplacidae. The transcript has 4 exons. The record is from RefSeq and is a predicted model, not a curated record. The coding region runs from base 1 to 600 and encodes 199 amino acids. Gene Ontology annotation, molecular function: oxidoreductase activity.